Molecule: messenger RNA, 597 nt
Organism: Babesia bigemina
Lineage: Eukaryota; Apicomplexa; Aconoidasida; Piroplasmida; Babesiidae
Exons: 6
Coding region: 1-597 (198 amino acids)
Source: RefSeq, a predicted model, not a curated record
AUGAGGGGACUGGGAGCGGCAGUGGUUGAGGGGAGUGGGCGCGGCAGUGGUAGUGUUGCAGUUGAGGGCAGUGGGAGCGGCAGUGGUAGUGUGGCAGUUGGUGAGUGCGUUGCUAGGUUGAGGGGACUGGGAGCGGCAGUGGUUGAGGGGAGUGGGAGCGGCAGUGGUAGUGUUGCAGUUGCAAAUUCCUAUCUGAAGCGGCUUAGGAAGCAAUGCAAUCCUAACGUAUGUAAAGCCGGCAAAACGGAUUGCACUAAUAUUUACAAAUGUGAAUGUAACUGUUGUCGACAGAAAUGUAAAGAGAGGGAUCCCGUCUGCACGCCCCUCGCUCCUCCCCCUCCACCGCCUCCCGCUGAUUCCUCCGAUGUUCAGGAUCACGCCGCCGGUCAAGAGCUUCUCCCCCGUACCGAAGCUCUCGAACAAGAGAACAAUUCUCCACCUUUCCGCCCUAACCCCCAAACCAUCGCCGCCGUCAUCGUUGCCAUCAUCGUCGCCAUCAUCCUGCUCGACCUGUGCAUCUUCCGCUUUCCGGUGGGCCGCAACAUCCGCGAUUUCCUCGUACGCAAGAUACCCUUCUGCAUCGCGUUUUACAGCUGA